AUGGAGGUGGAAUGGGAAUGGGAGGUUGCGGGCCCCCUCCACGUCGACACUAUGGCGGUGGGAUGGGUACGGGUGGCGGGGGUUUUGGACAAGGAGGCUGGGGAGGGGCCCCAGGCGGUGGUUAUGGUGGUGGUUAUGGCGGUGGUUAUGGCGGUGGUUAUGGCGGCAGGAGACCCGGAGGAUUUGGUGGAGGCAGAGGACGACGAUGCUAAAGAUCAACAUCAGGAUCAACCUCAGAAUCAACCUCAGGAUCAACCUCAACCGGUUUCUUCAUCUAAGCAAAUUGCUACCUCCCUACGGAGAUGGAGCAGCUCUGCGUUUCCCUCACCCGUGCCCCAUUUGCCCUGGACUCAUUCACCUGCAAUCACCCCCGACAGCGGCCCCUUGUUUGAUUUCCUCAGGUCAACCUUUCUUCCUCAGCUCAUCCGUCCCGCCACCGAUGGUACGGUCACUCAUGGCUUAAAUCGAGAAACCAUGUUACUCGCUCUAGGCCACCCCUUCUGCAUGCAUGCCCUCCUCGCGUGUUGUGGUGCCGAGAUGCCCCCGGGUGUCGAAAGCUUCCGUCACUUGGCUCGCUUCCACUACACCAGUGCGGUGGCUGGUCUACGCGAUAUACUCAAUGAUACCCAUCUGGCACCCCGAUGGGUCGUCGCCAUGUUAACCAUCAUGAUGCUGUGCAUCUACGAGCGUGCAAAACCCAAAGGCUCAUCAGGGGUCGGAAUUCAUCUAGCGGGAGCAGCCAAGCUAAUCGCAUUCUAUUCUGGCGGUUCCGAUUCCGAUUCCGAUUUCAACCGCGAUGAUGACCACCUAAUUUCAAGAACAGAAGGCGCAAUGCAUCGCCUUGUGCGAGAAUCCUUCAUCUUUCAUGUCGCGACGAGCUUACCUUUUCAGGAGAGCGAUGCCCAUCCCGCGGAGAUCGAGACCGCUUUGUCCUUGGCGGAGCAGGCCAUCAGCCAACAUUUUCACCCCAACACCCUGUCCCAUUCCGAUUCCCCCGUUCUUGGAUUCCCGCCACAGCUAUUCCGAUGCAUUUAUACGGUCUAUCGUCUCUACCGCUCCUCGACCAGCCAGGGAGUCAGCAUGGAAACCCGCCGGGCGCUCGAUCGAGAUUUACGGCAGUGGGACCAACGUAUCAAGGCGCGCACCAAAGGGCCAGCCGAGGAGGAUAAUUCACCGAGAAGCAGCCGGGACAGAAAAGGUCUCCAAAUUACCGCAACACCUCUUCCGCCGGGUGACAAGCUGAUUGACUCCUGCUUGGGUCCGAUGUUGUAUAUCCUUGGGUCUCGGCUACUACUCCGACGUAUGCGAGGGCCGGGACAGGCUCAAUUAUCCCCGGCAAUCGAUCAAUUACUCCCAGAAGGCAUGGAGAUGGUGCGCCAGCUGCAGCCUGAUGAAGACUAUUAUGCCGACUACUAUUGCUGGCCACUUCUUGCAAUCGGAAUGCAUUUGAAAUCUGCGCCCGACCGGGAGUUGUUGCUUCGCCAAGUGUGGGCGUUCUGGACAGCGACCAACAAUGGAACAAUGCGACGACUCGCCGACAUGCUGGACUUUUUGUGGCGAUGA
Molecule: messenger RNA, 1563 nt
Organism: Penicillium cosmopolitanum
Lineage: Eukaryota; Fungi; Ascomycota; Eurotiomycetes; Eurotiales; Aspergillaceae
Product: C6 zinc finger domain protein
Exons: 3
Coding region: 1-1563 (520 amino acids)
Biological process (GO): positive regulation of transcription by RNA polymerase II
Cellular component (GO): nucleus
Molecular function (GO): DNA-binding transcription factor activity; transcription cis-regulatory region binding
Source: RefSeq, a predicted model, not a curated record